AUGGGACCGGGCUCGUCUCCUACAUUUGCCGCUUUGGACCCGAUUGUCGUGGACGACGACGACAUGGCGAACCCUUACCAGGAUACCGACAUGGACUUUCUCGAUACUGCGAGGCUGCAGAUGUCGUCCGAGAGUGCUGGGCAGGAAUUCGAUGAUCUCUUUUCACAUCCGUCAUCCUCCCACACAGUCGCGGAAUCGAACCCCCCGUGCCUUUCCCCGUCAGAGUUGUCGCUCAAGCGAUCGUACCAAGAGCACGAAGCCCUGCGGCAGCCGAAAGUGUUCGCAUCGGAAUCCCCCGCCGAAUCGCCCGAAGACUCUAGCCCCAGCUCCAGUUCAGAAUCACCCCGAAACCACCUCCGAAACACCUCGAUCGCGUCCUCCACAUCUGCGGUUCAUAGCGAGAACACAGUGAUGCCGUUCGGCUAUACGGCUGAUGACCUAGUGAAUCCGGAUUAUGACCACGUGAAGGACGAGUCGCUGUUUGGUUUUGACGCUUCGUUGCCGAACCUGGAAGGCCCAUAUCCCACCGGGGAACCCGAUCUUGAAUCGAGCAACAAAGCCAUGGAUGCCGCUUUCGACUUUGAGAGUGCUGCCAGUAGCCCCAGUCCUUUGAAGUCUGGGGCAACACUGCAACCAAGGGCACUGAAGGGCUCAAAGUCGCGUUUGCGGGGAGCGCCUGCAUCCAUGAAACGAAAGUCUACUUCGCCUCAAAUCCACCACACAACUUCGCUAUUCUUCCCCCACCAUACAAACACUCCCUCCCCGUUUCAACCUUCAGUGAUGCCUCCGGUGAAGUCGCCGUUAAGCCCAUGGGGCGAGCAUUCGCCCUCUUCCUAUCUCGAGGAAAGUUUCGGUGGCAUCAAUAUGAAUGGUAGCUCUCAACCAAACUCGGCUUUCACCUUUUCCCCCAAUGGCCUUCCCUCUGGUUUCGGCAUCGUGCCUUCACCUCCUUUGAGCAACGUGAAGCCAGAACCUACUCAACAUCCCGUCUUAACCGUCCAUCCCACCUCUCUCAAAUCGCGCGUGGAGACGCAAAUACCAAUAAAGCUUACCUUGCACCCAUUACCGCCCGGCGUCAAAAAGCUACGUUUGCCUAGCCAUACGAUUUCGAAACCAAAGUUCCUUGCGCCGCCGGCUGCAGAACGCUCCCCCGACACCGUCGAACUAUACACAAGCCUUUUCUGUACAAGUGCACUACAAGACAAAGACAAGUUGCGGAAAGCGUUGGCAAGAGCAAGAGGCGAAUCGGUACGUCGCUCGUCUAGCUCCUCCCCAAUGGCUACAGAUGAGAGCCAGGAGGAGGAUAAACCUGUCGACGGUGCAGAAGUGAAGAUCUGCUCUAAUUGUAUACAACGGGAACGAAAACGGGCUUUUCGGAAGAAGCAACGGAAACCAGAGGAGGAUGAGCUGUUCCAAAAGCAUGAGGAGAAGCGUGUUAUCGUGUUCAACACCCAUGAGAUCAAAGAUUGGACUGAACCAUCCAAAACUGCCGCUGCAAACGAAGUUCAGGUGCCUGGAGUUCCGCAUGGUGCUAUGCAGGUGGAACUUCCAAUGCGAAUCGCAUGCUACUGCAGGCAUCAAAACGAGAAAAUUGGAUUUCAGGUUAUCUUCACGCUUAAGGAUUAUAAGGACAACGUAAUUGCCCAAGCGAUUACAAAUUCAAUCAUGAUCACAGAUGACCACAAGACGCACGCACCUUCAGGCCCCCCUGCACCCGGCCCCCCGCCCGCUCUGCCGGAUGGAACAGAACUCCCAGGUAUUGGUGUCUUCCCAUCUGGUCCUAGCUUCGAUACAAAGAGAUCGUCUGGAUCUGUGAAGCAGGCGAGCGCCUCACCUUCCGCAACAGAUCUACAGGGUCUCCAGCAAAGAUUAAAUUCGCAAUACCAACCAGGCUCCGGGCCCUUUAUGAAUUCGACGAGUGGUGCAACGCCAUCCAAUUCGCAAGGAUCGCGUAGCCUGUCACGGCAAACAUCGCCCAAUGACUUCCAAGGACCUACGAGUAAACGCCGCAAACACAGCAGUUCUAGCAGACUCCCAUCGGAGUUGACUAUGACUAAACUCGAAAAUGGCCAGCCAUCGGUCAGGGCAUCGAGCAACGAGUCUCAGUUCUCGGCGCCUCGUGGAUUCGCAUCUCCAACGGAAAGGCCAUUUGUUACCUCCGCCGCCAUGUCCAACCACUUCAGCAAUGGUCCAUUGACUCCAACUAACGGCGAAACGAACCCCUUCUUGACGAAUUUGCAGCAACAGCAACACCAGCAGAACUUGGAUAACUUCAUCCAGCAGCAGCUGAUGUCGGCGCCAAAUUCGGCCCAACCUAGUCGCCCGGGAACUCCUGGUGGGUCUGCUAGGAGCGGUUUCCAAGAGCAGAACUUGAAUCUCUCGCUGGGCCCGACCCCGUCUACGCCGAUGUGGCCGGGUGUUACGAGUGCCGGGAAUAGGCUGCCUACGGUGAUUCAUAAAUUAGUUCCCGCGGAGGGUUCUAUUAAUGGAGGAACGGAAGUUACGCUAUUAGGUAGCGGCUUUUACCCGGGCAUGGAAGUUGUGUUUGGUGAUACCCUCGCGACCACAACUACAUUCUGGGGCGAUAAGUGCCUCAACUGCUUGACCCCGCCAGCCCUCCAGCCUGGACAGGUGGUCGUGGUUUUCAAACAUGAGCACCCUAGCUUUAAUCAGCUGCAACAGCAGCCACAACCGCUACUACCGAAGCAACAACAGUUCUUCCGGUAUGUAGAUGAUCGUGAGUUGCAGAUGUAUCGUCUGGCGCUCGGCAUACUUGGACACAAGCUGGGCAACCAGGCCGAUGCCUUCCACACUGCCCAGCAGAUUAUGGGUAGUGAUUACAAGGGGGCGUUUAACCUCCAGAAAGACUUCCAAGGCUCUUCCGGUGGCAACCAACGGCAGGUCCCUGGAUUGGAGUCUCAGGGUAAGCUUGGUGACAUGGAUUCGAAGAUGUUGACUUACUUGGAAUUUAUCGACCUCGAUGACAAUCCUCGCGCGCCAAGAUAUAAUACUCGCUGUGCUACCGGCCAGACUCUGCUUCACUUUGCAUCUUCGUUGGGCCUUACACGAUUUGUUGCUGGCCUGCUCGCCCGCGGUGCCAAUCCAGAUGUGCAGGAUAGCACCGGAAAUACGCCAAUGCAUCUUGCUGCCCUGAACGGCCACGCACACAUCGUCAAUAGACUCCGCCUUGCUGGUUCUAGCCCCAACAUCCGGAGCAUCAGAGGCUUUACCCCCGCCGAUCUCGCCAGCACAUUGCCUGCCCACCAAGCAGCUUUGAUUCCUGCGCGUCACCGUUCGCGUAGUGCUGGGUCGUUGACUUCCCGUCGUAGGCACAGCAGCUCGGCCUCUCUCCAAUCACUCUGGGAGUCCUCGUCAGCGUCGGGUUCGUUCGACCAUACUGUUGAUGACUCUGAAGAGACCUCAGAUGAGGAUGACGAAUUCAGCAUGACGACUUCUCGCCGGCCUAGUACGCAUCAUGAUGCCGUCCCACCACGACAGACGCCAGAGCCGAUUGCCGCAGAGGGUGAGGCGCGACCAUUUUCUCCACCAGCAGCGCUUGUUGCCUGGCGGAAUCAGCUGCAGACACAAAUCAACCAGUUCCAGCAGAGUGUGUCGAAUGCUUUCCCUAAUCUACCGAAUCUUCCGGCUCUGCCACCGAUGCCGGCAUUGCCAGACUACCAGGCACACCCCAUGAUGCGUCGCAUUACGAACCUUGUCCCGCAUCGACCUGGAUCUUCUCGUGGGGCUAAAGAGGGUUGGUGGGAUAUGCUGACUGGCAAUUCCUCACCUGGUUCGCCUGCUUCACCUGGCAACACCGAGCUCCCAUCGUACGACGAGUUGUACCCGCGUAACGAAGGCCAGGGUGAGGAAGAAGUGGAGCGUGCAAAGAAGGCUAGCCUAUUGCAAGCUGCUGCGGAGGCGGCUUUAGACCAACACUUUGAAACACAGGCCAGCUCCUCUAGAGUCACUGGUGGACAAGAGAGGGAAGACCUUCAAGACAUCCGGAUUGGUCGAAAUGUUAUCUCCCGGGAGCAGCAGAAGCAUCUUAGGGAGCAACAAGCUCGACGCAUGAAGGGUCUGGGUAGUGACAGGAAUCUGUACUUCUUCUGGAUUCCUCUUCUCAUUCUGGUGAUCUUCGCCUGGGCUCGAAGCUACAUUCCCGGUAUCUCGCAAGGAAUCUCCGAUGUCUUCGAGUUCGUACAGGACCGCUAUACUACGCAACGCGUGUUGGACGUUGGCACCUAG
This is a messenger RNA of Aspergillus puulaauensis, 4245 nucleotides long. RefSeq names its product putative membrane-tethered transcription factor (SPT23). The transcript has 4 exons. Gene Ontology annotation, molecular function: protein binding. NCBI's taxonomy places the organism in Eukaryota, Fungi, Ascomycota, Eurotiomycetes, Eurotiales, Aspergillaceae. The record is from RefSeq and is a predicted model, not a curated record. The coding region runs from base 1 to 4245 and encodes 1414 amino acids.